AUGACUUCAACUCCAGCGCUCCCACCAGGUACUCCUCUUAAACUCCCAACUCCAUCGACAUCACAUAUAACCUCCCAGCCCGUCUAUCCGCCAUCUGAAGACUCCUACCUCCUUCUUGAUGCCUUCUCACUCCCCUCCGAAAUCGCUUUCAUAUCUUCCCGUCUCCCAGCCGGAACUCCAUCCCCACUUCUCGUCGAAAUAGGUACUGGUUCCGGCAUCGUCUCUGCUUUUCUAGCCGCUCAUGCUGGUGUACUUUUCGGCCGACAGGAUGUUAUCACGAUGGGACUUGAUGUCAGUUAUACCGCCAAUACCGUAACAUCUACAACAAUAUCAAAUACAUGUUCUGAGCAUCCCGAAACUUCAGCUACAUUUCUUGAUUGUAUGACAUCGGACCUUACGUCAUGUUUAAAACCCAAUUGCGUGGAUAUAUUGGUUUUUAACCCACCAUACGUCCCUACUUCUGAACAUCCAUCGUUAUCAACAUUACGAGAUGGGAAACAACAGAAGGUCAUUGUGAACUCGAAAAGUCGAGAGGAUUAUGAUAUGGAAGACUAUCUGUUCUCUUUGACUUAUGCUGGUGGUGAUAAGGGCAUGGAGACUACUGAUAGGUUGUUGGAUCAACUUCAUGAGGUACUAAGCGAGAGGGGCGUCCUCUAUCUUCUCCUCUGUGCUGGAAAUAGACCGCCAGAGGUUCUCGGGAGAGUUACGGCAAUGGAAAGCGGAUGGAAGAUGGAACGUGUGAUCGAAAGGAGAGCAGGGGGUGAGAUACUGAGUAUUUGGAGGAUAUACCGUUGA
Molecule: messenger RNA, 795 nt
Organism: Orbilia oligospora ATCC 24927
Lineage: Eukaryota; Fungi; Ascomycota; Orbiliomycetes; Orbiliales; Orbiliaceae
Exons: 1
Coding region: 1-795 (264 amino acids)
Biological process (GO): methylation
Cellular component (GO): eRF1 methyltransferase complex
Molecular function (GO): protein methyltransferase activity; nucleic acid binding; S-adenosylmethionine-dependent methyltransferase activity
Source: RefSeq, a predicted model, not a curated record